Molecule: messenger RNA, 987 nt
Organism: Pediculus humanus corporis (human body louse)
Lineage: Eukaryota; Metazoa; Arthropoda; Insecta; Psocodea; Pediculidae
Exons: 4
Coding region: 1-987 (328 amino acids)
Source: RefSeq, a predicted model, not a curated record
AUGAUGGCGAAAAAAAUAGGAAGUAAUCAUUAUUUAGCAUCACCGACUCCAACAUCUCAACCUGGAUAUGUUCCACAUCGUGGAGGAUAUUGGACAGAUGGAGAAGAAAGUCAAAGAGCACCCUCCGAAAGGACAAGCGAAUAUUAUAUGGUUGCUAAUGAAAAAGCUAAAUUAGGAUCAUCGACAAAAGAUAGAAAAUCAAGAUCAUCGCAAAAAAAAAAAUUAGAUGAUCCACCACCGCAUGCAUCAAGUCCAAGCCUUCGAGCUCCCUCACAAAUGAGUUAUGAUAAAAGAAGUGCUAGCGGACGAGUACCUUCUUCGGCAGCAAGCGUGAGAAGUGAUAAAAAAGAUAGAAAAAAUGGUCAUUUAUCGGUACCAAUUCACGGUAGUAAUGGUCAUUUGCGUGUACCUUCACAAUCAUACGAAGAUAGCGGUUCUGAAGUUUACGUGACGAGUGGAGCUUAUAGAGCUCCAUCGGAAAUAAGUCAUUAUUCAUAUCGUAGUGCUGCUCCACCAUCAGAAAUGUCAACAGUAAAGACAAAAACGUCACGUAAAGGUGGAGUAGUAGUGGAAACAAUGUCAGCUCCAAAUCCUUUUUGUCCAAAUACAAAAGGUCUUUGUUGUUUGUUGCUCCUAAUAAAUCUCGGUCUUAUAUUAAUUACUUUAGGUUUUGUCAUCGUCAUGCAAUUUUUCGAACCUUUGUAUAUAUGGAUUUUAGGGAUUGUAUUUUUGGUUUUUGGUUUUAUCGCACUCAAUGUGAGUUUGAUUUAUUGCGUAUCCAUUUGUAAAGAUAUGAAAUCACCUAAAGAAGUUGCCAUGCAAGAUAAUUAUUGGACUCAUCAUUGGCAAAAAAAUUUUAGUUUACCUGAAAUACAUUAUAAGAGUCAAGAAAAAUUCCCUGAAUCUGAUAGAGGAAGUGACAGAUAUUCAAUCAGUAAAUAUUCAUCUAAAUAUUCAGAAAAAAAUCAUCAACAUCAUAGAUAUUGA